Messenger RNA from Knipowitschia caucasica, 1008 nucleotides. The record is from the annotation of a GenBank genome assembly. Lineage: Eukaryota; Metazoa; Chordata; Actinopteri; Gobiiformes; Gobiidae.
AUGGAACUUGUCUUUUCCUCUCCUCCUUCUCUCUCCUCCUCCUCUCUUUAUCUCCUCUCUCUCUCUCCCCUUCCUUCUCUCUCCUCCUCCUUCUCCCCCUCUCAUCAUCCUUCUCGCUCCUCCUCCUCUCUUUACCUCCUCUCUCUCUCUCCCCUUCCUUCUCUCCCUCUCAUCAUCCUUCUCUCUCCUCCUCCUCUCUUUAUCUCCUCUCUCUCUCUCCCCUUCCUUCUCUCUCCUCCUCCUUCUCCCCUUCUCAUCAUCCUUCUCGCUCCUCCUCCUCUCUUUACCUCCUCUCUCUCUCUCCCCUUCCUUCUCUCCCUCUCAUCAUCCUUCUCGCUCCUCCUCCUCUCUUUACCUCCUCUCUCUCUCUCCCCUUCCUUCUCUCCCUCUCAUCAUCCUUCUCUCUCCUCCUCCUCUCUUUACCUCCUCCCUCUCCCCUUCCUUCUCUCUCCUCCUCCUUCUCCCCCUCUUAUCAUCCUUCUCGCUCCUCCUUCUCUCUUUACCUCCUCCCUCUCUCUCCCCUUCCUUCUCUCACCUCCUCUCUCCCUCUCUUCCUCCCUCUCCUCCUUCUCUCCCCCUUAUCAUCCUUCUCUCUCCUCCUCUUUCUCCCCCUCUCAUUAUCCUUGCCUCUCCUCCAUCUAUCUCCCCCUCCUCCUCCCCCCCUCCUUCUCUCCCCCUCAUCCAUCCUUCUCUCUCCUCCUCCUUCUCUCUCCCUCCUCCUUGUCUCUUCCUCCUCCUCCUCUCUCCCUCCUCCUUGUCUCUCCUCCUCCUCUCUCCUCCUCCUUCUCUCCCUCUCAUCAUCCUCCUCUCUCCUCCUCCUCCUCUCUCCUCUUCCUCCUCUCUCCUCCUCCUUCUCUCCCCCUCAUCAUCCUCCUCUCUCCUCCUCCUUCUCUCCCCCUCAUCAUCCUCCUCUCUCCUCCUCCUCUCUCCUCUUCCUCCUCCUCCACCUCCUUCUCUCUCAUCCAUCGCUGUCAUCUGCAUUUGGCUUUAGUUAAAAUAGACAGAUGA